GCGGGGGGUGGUAGUAGAGAAGGAGAGAGGGGGAAAGAGAGCGAGAGGCGCUGAGAGCCCAGAGGCAGAAGGAAGGGUGCAGGCACUGCCGCUGAGAGGAGAUCGAGAGACAGGGGGUGCACUUGACAACCAGCAUGCAGAGAUGUCAGAAGAGGCAGAAGUGGAUGUGAGAGACAGACACACACAGAGACACAGAGAGCGAAAGAGGGCAAGAGACUUGACUUUAAGAGACUCCUGCACUGACAACUCCAUGCAGUUCGGAACAAGAACGGCAGCGACCGACUCUGGUUUCAUGGGGACAUGGCAGAACACUGACACUAACCUCUUAUUCAGAAUGUCCCAACAGGCCAUCCGCUGUACGCUGGUAAAUUGCACAUGUGAAUGUUUUCAGCCAGGGAAGAUUAACCUGAGAACCUGUGAUCAGUGUAAACAUGGCUGGGUGGCACAUGCCUUGGACAAGCUUAGUACUCAGCACCUCUACCACCCAACCCAAGUGGAGAUUGUGCAGUCCAACGUUGUGUUUGACAUCAGCAGCCUGAUGCUCUACGGUACUCAGGCUGUGCCUGUAAGACUGAAGAUACUACUUGACCGACUCUUCAGUGUACUGAAGCAAGAGGAGGUUUUGCAUAUUCUACAUGGCUUAGGCUGGACACUUCGAGACUAUGUUCGAGGCUACAUCCUUCAGGAUGCUGCAGGCAAGGUGCUGGACCGCUGGGCCAUUAUGUCCAGGGAAGAAGAGAUCAUUACCCUUCAGCAGUUCCUGAGAUUUGGAGAAACAAAAUCCAUCGUGGAGCUGAUGGCAAUUCAAGAAAAAGAAGGGCAGGCUGUGGCUGUGCCGUCUUCAAAGACAGAUUCAGAUAUAAGGACUUUUAUUGAAAGCAAUAAUCGCACCAGGAGCCCAAGUCUCCUUGCUCACCUGGAGAACAGUAACCCUUCCAGCAUUCAUCAUUUUGAAAACAUACCGAAUAGCCUUGCAUUCCUGCUUCCAUUCCAAUACAUAAAUCCAGUCUCUGCUCCACUGCUAGGGCUGCCUCCAAACGGCCUCCUGCUGGAACAACCAGCAAUGAGGCUUCGUGAACCGAGCCUUACAGCCCAAAACGAAUAUAAUGAGAGCAGUGAAUCUGAAGUUUCCCCUACACCUUUCAAGAACGAGCAAACAUCCAGCAGAAAUGCUUUGACCAGCAUCACAAAUGUUGAGCCCAAAACUGAGCCACCAUGCGUCUCUCCUGUUCAGACACCUACACCUGUCAAUGAUUUAUCAAAACCAGAACACACUAAAAGCUCAUUCCGUAUUCAUAGAAUGAGGAGAAUGGGGUCAGCCUCCAGGAAAGGAAGAGUGUUUUGCAAUGCAUGUGGCAAAACUUUCUAUGACAAAGGUACUCUUAAAAUCCACUACAAUGCGGUUCAUCUGAAAAUCAAGCACCGGUGUACUAUUGAGGGCUGCAACAUGGUCUUCAGCUCUCUCAGAAGCCGCAAUCGCCACAGUGCUAACCCAAAUCCUCGCCUCCACAUGCCUAUGCUAAGGAAUAACCGUGACAAAGAUCUAAUUCGUGCUACAUCAGGUGCUGCGACUCCAGUCAUAGCAAGUACAAAAUCCAGUCUAACUUUAACAAGUCCUGGGCGUCCACCGAUGGGGUUUACCACUCCCCCUCUAGAUCCUGUAUUACAGAACCCUCUUCCCAGUCAGCUGGUGUUCCCGGCUUUAAAGACUGUCCAACCUGUUCCUCCUUUUUACAGAAAUUUGCUUACUCCUGGGGAGAUGGUGAGUCCUCCAACCUCACUCCCUACCAGUCCAAUAAUACCAGCAGUGAGUGGUAUGGAGCAGCAUCCCCCACCUCCUUCAGAGUCAUCAGUGCCUUCAGUGCUGAUGCCUACCCCAGAGCCAAAUGCUGACCUUGCACCCAAGAAGAAGCCAAGGAAGUCAAGCAUGCCAGUUAAAAUUGAAAAGGAAGUUAUUGAUACUGCUGAUGAGUUUGAUGAUGAAGAUGAAGAGGUGAAUGACAGCAGCACAAUGGUGAAUAACAUUGGCCAUGACAAUCACUGCCAUUCUCAGGAGGAAAUGAGCCCAGGCCUGUCUGUGAAAGACUUUUCCAAAACUGACAGAAGCAGAUGCAUUUCCAGACCAGACAUAAGAAGAGCAGACAGCAUGACGUCAGAAGACCAGGAGCAUGAGAGAGACUAUGAAAAUGAGUCAGAGUCAUCAGAGCCCAAAUUGUGCGAAGAAUCCAUGGAAGGUGAUGAUCGUCUCCAUGAACCUGGUGAAAAAUCUAUGAUGCACAGUGACAGACCAGAUGAAAACCACAUUGAUUCUUCCAACCAGGAUGUCAUUAAGGUGAAGGAAGAGUAUACAGACCCUACAUAUGAUAUGUUCUACAUGAGCCAAUAUGGACUUUACAAUGGUGGCAGUGCCAGUAUGGCUGCCCUUCAUGAAAGUUUCGCUUCUACAUUCAACUACAGCAGCCCUCAGAAGUUUUCCUCGGAAGGUGAAAUGUGCUCUAGCCCAGACCCCAAGAUCUGCUAUGUGUGCAAGAAAAGUUUCAAGAGUUCCUACAGUGUGAAGCUUCACUACAGAAAUGUUCAUUUAAAAGAGAUGCAUGUGUGCACAGUGGCUGGCUGUAAUGCUGCGUUCCCAUCACGGAGAAGCAGAGACAGACACAGUGCUAACAUAAACCUGCACCGUAAACUGUUGACCAAAGAACUGGAUGACAUGGGCCUGGACACCUCACAGCCUUCUCUUAGUAAGGACCUCCGUGAUGAAUUUUUGGUGAAGAUAUAUGGCGCUCAGCACCAGAUGGGGCUUGACAUAAGGGAAGACACCUCCUCACCUGCUGGUACUGAGGAUUCCCAUAUGAAUGGGUAUGGCAGGGGCAUAUCAGAAGACUAUAUGGUCCUAGACCUGAGCACCACCUCCAGCAUCCAGUCCAGCAGCAGUAUUCAUUCCUCAAGAGAAUCAGAUGCAGGAAGUGAUGAGGGCAUUCUCCUGGAUGACGUCGAUGGGGCAAGUGACAGUGGGGAAUCUGCCCACAAAGCAGAUGCCCCUGCCUUAGCUGUAGGUAUGGGCACUGAUGUCCCAGGAUCCCUCAUGUUCAACAGUGUUUCGGUGAGCAACGGUGGGAUAAUGUGUAACAUUUGCCACAAAAUGUACAGCAACAAGGGGACCCUCAGAGUGCACUAUAAAACAGUGCACUUGCGAGAAAUGCACAAAUGCAAAGUCCCUGGGUGCAACAUGAUGUUCUCCUCUGUCCGUAGCCGAAACCGGCACAGUCAGAACCCCAAUCUGCAUAAAAACAUUCCUUUUGCUUCAGUAGAUUAGUUCAAAGAUGGACACAGCAUAAUGCCAGCUCUCAGAGAGGGCCCACCACAUUUGAACUGCCAUAUACAGUCGUCUCCCUUUAUAUAUAUAUAUAUAUAUAUAUAUAAAAAUAUACAUAUAUAUAUAAUCAUUUUCUUUUCUAACAGAAGAAACACCAGGUGCUUUUUUCCCCUUUGUUGGUUGUUGGGUUGUUUUGUUGUUUUAUUUUUUACAUUUUAUUUGGGAUAGAAACAAAAAGGUGGGAUCUUUAAUUUGGGAGAACAGACCCUUCACAAAAAAAGCCAACAAAACCAAGAAAUAUACCCACAGAAAACUUGCAGUUGUCCCUAGUUCUAUUAGAAUGUUCUUGGUCAUCUCCAAAAGGACAGUUUGUUUUACUCAUGACUUUUGCCUGAAAAAAAGAAUGAAAAACAACAACAACAAAAAAAAAAGCAAACAAACAAAAAGAAAAAAAAAUCUACUUAGUUGUCUUUGUGUCUUCUAUGCAUUGGGGAUAACGUUCUACUAAGCAUGGCUGUUACACUUGUAUAUAUAUAUUGAGCCUUGACAGGCCUAUGAUGUAAAACAAUUGUAUUGAUGGUGGUUUAACUCUGAUUUCUUUGCUUACUUUUUACAGUUACAUUCAGCUGUUAGAUAAACAGGAAAAAUAGUUUGCUGGCUAGUCCUACUCAUUUAUGUUAGCUUUAAUGCACAUUUUUAAAAGAACCACGGUCUUGUUUUAACUACCUGCUAGAUAUAAGUAAUACAGAGGUGCUGGCAUGCUUUACAGUACCUGAUCUAAUACAGUUUUUUUGUCUUGUACUAUUACAUAAAUCCAGUCAUGCACUUUUUCGUACACUACAAGGGGAUGUGUAAUAAUAUCCAUGCUUUUUUUUUUUUCCUUAAACUAUUGCCAUAUUUUCAGUAAGUGUCUUUAAAAAAAUACACUUAGAUAAAAGUGGUCUGGUCAGUAUGAGGGCAUGAAUGCCAAACAAAGAGUGUUAGUGUUUAGUGUUAAUACAAAAGUGCCAACUUUGCACACAUUUUGAAAAAAAGAAAAUGUAGUUAUUCACCAUUACCACAGUUGUAGUUUUUGGACUACAGGAAAAAAUACUUGGGAGGGAAAAAGGAUAAAGUGAAACACAGAAUUCUUGGUGCUUUUGUCAAGUGCCAAUUAUUACUAGAAACAAUAGUGCAUCCUCAUUCCUUAUAGAGUACAUUACAUAGAAGAAAAAAAAAAAAGAAUUGUUUCAUGUGAAUCAGUGGAAAGUUUUUUCUUUUGUCAAACAUGCAUAAUAUUUGGGGAUAUAAAUGCUGAUACUACUUGUCACAGAACAAAGAUGAAUAUAAUUUUGUGUGCUUCUUACUAUGGCCUGGAUUUUUUGUGGUGUUUAAAAAAAAGGUACAAAAAGAACAGGGAAAUAAUGUUAACUAUGUUGUUCUGUAAAGUUGUCUUUUUUUGCAAUGGAGAUUGCUGUAGUGUGAUUAAGGCAUGUUUUAUAGAAGCAAUCAGAAGAAAUUAAUGGCAGAAGCACUUAGAAGCUCUGAAAACAUAUGCUGGACUUUUUAUUGGGUAACUUUCCCUUUGGAUAAAAUUAGGGUCCAGAAAAAAAGGAUCUCUUAUUGUGUUAAUAUUUUGUGUUUCACCAACAUGGUUUUUCAGAAAAUAAUAAAAGUCCAAGAAGGAUAGCAAGAAAGAGAGUAAGAAUGGACAGGGAGAAAGAGCAAGCAGCUGAGAAAGGCAGAGAGAAAACGAGGCUGUCCUCUGAAUCUUUUGUUUCUGGUGUUUACACGUUGCUUGAGCUGGUAAACCACACUGGCAGCCUGAGUUACCACAACAUACUGACUGAGUGAUGGUAUUUACUUACGUUCAGUCUACAGCCAAAACCAUUUGGGUGUGUGUUGUAGACUCUUUUCUUUACAAAACCAAUAACAAUAACAAAGCAAAAACAAACAAGCAAACAGACAAAACCACAAGGGAUAUUCCAGUGUACAAUAAAAUAUGCCUUCAGUGAGAAUGUGUUCCUUUUCUGUAUUGCUGACCCAGAACAUUAUUCUUCUUAGCCAAGAGUCAGAAAUGCUCCAUUGUUUCAGCUUGUCAUUGUUUUGAUUUGCUGUGCAUUUUGAUUAUUCUUACCUUGAUGUCCACUUGAGUACUUAACUCAUGUUUUCUAGAGGAAACUCUUAAUAUGGAUUUCCUCAUUUUUAGUACUCUUUAUGCAUUUCAGUAUUCUUGUUUCCAAAAGUAGGAAUCAAUAGCUAAUAAAUCAGUGUUUGCAGUUGUAGAAAAUAAAAGAAAAAUCUUUCUAAAUGAAUUCUCACUAUGUUCUUAUGGAUUACAAACCUCUGAUAAUUUUUUUGAUGCUGUACACUGAUGAAGCCCGGGAAACAUUUGUGGAUCCCACAGAAACUGUAAGGAAAAUUUAACAAAAAAAAAGAAACUUUAUAGUGAAAAGCUGUAGCAGUUUCACAGACUUUUUUCUUUCAUCUUUUUUGUUUUUCCUCAAACUCUCAGCUACUUUGCCUUGUUAAAUUGAGUGGAGAGAUCUGCUUUGCUUUGGUUUAUGUUGUGCAAGCUCAGUGUGUUUGUGAGAAAGGGAAAUUAGUAAGGGUGCAUUCUUCUUAAACACAUGGACCUUUGUAGUGUUAUCUGUACUGAACUCCCGUCCCUCCUCGCAGGCUAUUAAGACAAGGAAGAUGGAAAAUCUAAAAAAAAUCCUCAACAAAAAUUGAAUGGUAUCUACAGAAAGAAAAUCUCACUGUUUCCUAGUGUGUACGUUAUAAAUAAAUAUCAUUUUUAAUGAAAAACA
Molecule: messenger RNA, 6102 nt
Organism: Pezoporus occidentalis (night parrot)
Lineage: Eukaryota; Metazoa; Chordata; Aves; Psittaciformes; Psittacidae
Gene: BNC2
Product: basonuclin zinc finger protein 2
Exons: 6
Coding region: 143-3313 (1056 amino acids)
Biological process (GO): regulation of DNA-templated transcription
Cellular component (GO): nucleus
Source: RefSeq, a predicted model, not a curated record